AUGCUAGCAGUCGAGGCUGAUGACUGGUGGAUGGAGACUCGUCAGAGGUUGGAGGCUAAUGGUGAGGAGGUUACUUGGGUUGUGUUCCAUAGGGAGUUCUUGAGGAAGUACUUUCCUGAGGAUGUUCGUGGCAAGAAGGAAAUCGAGUUCCUUGAGUUGAGGCAAGGGAAUAAGUCGGUGGUUGAGUAUGCUGCCAAGUUUGGUGAGUUGGCUAAGUUCUAUCAGUAUUAUGAUGGACCAACUUGUGAGUUUUCGAAGUGCAUCAAUUUUGAGAAUGGAUUGCGCCCAGAAAUCAAGAAGGCGAUUAGUUAUCAGAAGAUUCGUGUCUUUGCCGAUUUGGUUGAUUGUUGUCGAAUCUAUGAGGACAAUAAUGCUCAUUAUAGGGUCAUUUGUGAGAAGCGAGGCAAGAGUCAACAAGGCCAUGGCAAGCCUUAUGAUGCUCCAGUUGGAAAGGGUGAGCAGAAAGCUACUGAGGGCAAGAGGACUAGUGGGGGAGAUGCUCCUGUUGGUAUUGUGUGUUUCAAGUGUGGCAAAGCUAGUCAUAAGAGUAAUGUUUGUACUACUGAUGCCAUGAGGUAUUUCCAUUGUGGUGAGUUUGGACAUGCAACACCUGCGUGCAAGCAUAAGCAAAUGGUUUGCUUCAACUAUGGUGAAGAGGGGUACAUUGGAAGUAAGUGUCAGAAACCAAAGAAGGAACAAGCUAGUGGAAAGGUGUUCGCCUUGUCGGGAACUCAAACCACUAGUGAGGAUGCACUCAUCAGAGAUUGGGUCUUGUGUUAUCUUCCACGAAUGGAGAGAUGGUCGUCGAUACUCCAGCCAAGGGAUCGGUUUGGAUGGGAUCUUAGGUAUGACUGGUUAGAGUAUAACCAUGUUCAUAUUAAUUGUUAUGACAAGUCAGUGAGGUUCUCUACUCCUGAAGAGGAAGAUGUUGAAUUGUUGUCUGCUAGACAGUUGCUCCAGUUAAUGAAAGAAGAAGUGCAAGUGUUCGCGUUGGUGGCAUCAUUGUCUAUUGAGAAUCAAGCUAUAAUAGAUGAGUUGCAAGUGGUGCGAGAAUUUCAUGAAGUUUUUCUUGAUGAAAUUCCCGAUGUACUUCCAGAGAGAGAAGUUGAAUUUUCUAUUGAUCUUGUAUCUGGUACUAGACCCGUGUCUAUGGCACCAUACAGGAUGUCCACCUCAGAAUUAUUGGAAUUGAAGAAGUAA
Molecule: messenger RNA, 1200 nt
Organism: Vicia villosa (hairy vetch)
Lineage: Eukaryota; Viridiplantae; Streptophyta; Magnoliopsida; Fabales; Fabaceae
Exons: 3
Coding region: 1-1200 (399 amino acids)
Molecular function (GO): nucleic acid binding; zinc ion binding
Source: RefSeq, a predicted model, not a curated record